Molecule: messenger RNA, 939 nt
Organism: Carlito syrichta (Philippine tarsier)
Lineage: Eukaryota; Metazoa; Chordata; Mammalia; Primates; Tarsiidae
Gene: LEPR
Product: leptin receptor
Exons: 6
Coding region: 127-939 (270 amino acids)
Cellular component (GO): membrane
Molecular function (GO): cytochrome-c oxidase activity; copper ion binding
Source: RefSeq, a predicted model, not a curated record
GCAGCAAAACCCCAAACCCCAUCCCCACCAUGAGCUCUUACUACUUAAAGGGAUUUGCAGUGGUGAGGGAAAGAGGCCCAGCUAAGCAUCGUUUUGGAAACCUCAGGUGUACUUCUCUGAAGUAAGAUGAUUUGUCAAAAAUUCUGUGCGGUUUUGUUACAUUGGGAAUUUAUCUAUGUGAUAACUGCAUUUAACUUGUCAUAUCCAAUUACUCCCUGGAGAUUUAAGUUGUCUUGCAUGCCACCAAAUAAAACCUAUGACUACCUCCUCUUGCCUGCUGGAAUCUCAAAGAAUGCUUCAAAUUUGAAUGGAUACUAUGAGACAGUUGUUGAAACUAAGUUUAAUUCAAGUGGUACCCACUUUUCUAACUUAUCCAAAACAACUUUCCACUGUUGCUUUCGGAGUGAGCAAGAUAAAAAUUGCUUCAUACAUGCAGACAACGUUGAAGGGAAGACAUUUGUUUUGACAGUGAAUUCUUUAGUUUUUCAACAAAUAGGUGCAAACUGGAACAUACAGUGCUGGAUGAAAGGAGAUUUGAAAGUAUUUGUCUGUUACGUGGAGUCAUUAUUGAAAAUUUCUUUCAAGAAUUAUGACUGUAAAGUUCAUCUCUUAUAUGUUUUGCCUGAAAUGUUAGAAGACUCACCGUUGGUUCCCCAGAAAGGCAGUUUUCAAGUUGUUCAGUGCAACUGCGGUGCUCAUGAAUGGUGUGAAUGUCUUGUGCCUGUGCCAACAGCCAAACUCAGCAACACUCUUCUUAUGUAUUUGAAAAUUGCAUCUGGUGGAGUCAUUUUUCAGUCGCCUCUAAUGUCAGUUCAGCCCAUAAAUGUUGACCUCAAACCAGGAGAACUUCGACUACUAGAAGUUGACAACCGCGUAGUUCUACCCAUAGAAAUACCAAUUCGAAUAUUAAUUUCAUCAGAAGAUGUUCUUCAUUCAUGA